Molecule: messenger RNA, 645 nt
Organism: Arachis duranensis
Lineage: Eukaryota; Viridiplantae; Streptophyta; Magnoliopsida; Fabales; Fabaceae
Exons: 1
Coding region: 1-645 (214 amino acids)
Source: RefSeq, a predicted model, not a curated record
AUGACAUUCUAUGCUAAAUGUACACAAUAUGGUACAGGUUGUGAUUGGCUGAUCUGGGUUACCAAAAUGCAGAAGAAGUACUGUUGGGAGAUAAGAAGGUACAAUGGUAGUCACACUUGUACUCGAUCUAGUAUUUCUCAAGACCAUUCGAAACUGGAUUCCAAGACAGUUGCAGAAGCAAUUAAGCCGUUGGUAGAGGUUGACUCAUCUAUAAAGGUGAAAUCAGUCAUUGCGAAAGUACAGUCGAAGUUUAACUACACCAUCAGUUAUCGCAAAGCAUGGUUGGCAAAGCAGAAGGCGGUGGAGUCAAUCUUCGGGGGUUGGGAAGCAUCGUACGAAGCCUUGCCCAUAUGGUUUGAGGCUAUGUGUCACAAGGAGCCGUCAGUGGUGGUUCACUUUGAGACUAUGCCUGCAUACCAGGGAAAUGAUUUGGUUCCUAAUAUCCGUGUACUGCACCGAGUCUUCUGGAGUUAUUACCCUUGUAUAAGGGCAUUCAGACAUUGCAAGCCAGUUGUGCAGGUGGACGGGACUCAUUUGUAUGGAAAGUACAAGGGUUGUUUAUUGGUAGCAGUUUCACAAGAUGGAAAUAACAAUAUUGUCCCAAUUGCAUUUGCCAUAGUGGAGGGAGAGACUUCUGAGGCGUGA